Molecule: messenger RNA, 2137 nt
Organism: Sipha flava (yellow sugarcane aphid)
Lineage: Eukaryota; Metazoa; Arthropoda; Insecta; Hemiptera; Aphididae
Product: UDP-glucuronosyltransferase 2B1-like
Exons: 7
Coding region: 559-2124 (521 amino acids)
Molecular function (GO): UDP-glycosyltransferase activity
Source: RefSeq, a predicted model, not a curated record
GUAGGCAUACCAUCUUUUCUCAGUACAUUAUCUAGUAGCCCCUCUCAACAACUAUUUGAUAGUAAUAAAUAUAUAGGUACUUGAUUUAAAGUGAGAAGUGUUUCACGUGGUUUUAAUUUUUUUUUUUUAUAUAGUUUGUCGUAGUUUUUUUUAUUACAAGCUAUCCUGCAACAACGUUGCCGUUUAUUAUAACUGUCGUAUGUGAGAAUCCAUUACUUAUUUUAUCGGAAUAUUUUAAAUGUAAUUAGUUUUCUGAGAUAAAUGUCCAACAUUAAAUCAAUACGUUAUUCUAUUACAUUAUAUAAAUUUGUUUAUAAUUAUUGUUUGUUGAUGCAUUAUUCUUACAUAUAAUAGAAACGAAAAACUUCAAUGAAAUACAUACUAAAUGGAUAUACUGUAUGAAGUAUAAUAGUGCCAGUCCUAUAAAUGAAAUAUAUAGUUAUAAUAAGUUAUAAACAUUUUUUAAAAAUCUGUAUUAACUUUUAACUUAACUGAGUUAAAAAAGGUAAAAUACAUUUUUUUGUCAAAUUAUUAACAAUAAAAAUUUGGAAAUUGAAAAUGAAGUACACUCCGGUGUCAAUAUUCAUUGGACUGCUAUGCACAUCUGCAAUAAAAUCGUCUAAUAUAUUGGUUUUCGUACCAUCACCGUGGAAGAGUCAUAUCGCAUCAUUUCAACCAUUGUUUGUGGAAUUAGCACACCGUGGUCAUAAUGUCACGGUAGUAACACAAUUUGCUGUUAAAAAACCACCGUCUAAUUACACACAAGUGCUUUUGAAAAGUGAUUUCACAUUCGCAUCAAAUAAUUUUAUAGAGAUUAUACUACAAGAAUCUAAUAAGUUUGUGCGUCUAUUCAAGGAAAUAUACAUUCGAAGUACAAUUGGACCUGACUUAACGAAAGCAUACAUAUCAAAUUCGAUGGUACAAAAGUUCAUCAAGGAAGAUCAAUCAUCGUUCGAUUUGGUUAUCGUGGAAUCGUUUUUUCAAGAAUGCACUGUUGCGAUGGGUCACAAAUAUGGUGCUCCAGUAAUAAAUAUCAUUCCGGUGGCUCCUUGGGUUUCCCCAUCGAUGCCAGCUGCAAAUCCUUUAGAGUUUUCUUACAUUAAAGAUUUCGUCCUGGAUGCUGGUAAAUCACUUGAUUUCUUUAGCCGGUUGGCCAACACUAUUGUUGGUUUGUACGGCUUAUUGGUUGAACCGAACGUGUACCUUCGGAAAAUGGAAAACAUGAUGAAUGACUAUUUUCAAUACCCCGGACAUGAAAACAGACCACCGCUAACGGAGAUGCUCAAAAACAUAUCACUUAGCUUAAUAGAUUCUGACAUGAUGAUUCUCACCCCACGACCUUAUGUUCCGAAUUUUAUCGAAGUUCCUGGGAUUCACCUGUUACCGAUCAAUGACAUGAAUGAGAAACUACUAGAUUUCAUGGAUAGAGCUGAAAUGGGCGUUAUUUACUUUAGUUUCGGAAGUUUGUUGGAUGUGUCUGUUUUCCCGAAACGUUAUCUGGACAUUUUUAAAAAUGUAUUAGGCCAAUUAGAACAGAAAGUAAUAUUUAAGUGGUCGAAUAAUAAUACUGAAGGAUUUCCAGAUAACUUUUACGUUGAUUCUUGGUUGCCACAAUUGAACAUUUUGAAGCAUAAAAAUUGUAAGGCUUUCAUUACUCAUGGAGGAAUCCAUGGUUUAAUGGAAACAAUAGAUGCCGGAAUCCCAAUUCUUGGGUUUCCGUUUUUUGGUGAUCAAUUCCAAAAUUUAAUGAUUAGUCAAGAUAAUGGGUUUGGUAUAAGGAGUAACAUUUUUAAAAUGACUGAAGAAACAUUUGAAAGAGAAAUAAAGCUUUUAUUGACCGAUCAGAAAUUUACAGAGAAUGCUAAAAAAAUGUCAUUUAUAUUUCAUGACCGACCCAUGUCAACGAUAGAUAAAGCUGUUUAUUGGGUGGAAUACGUUAUUCGACAUAAAGGAGCGAAUCAUUUACGUUCUCCAGCAGUGGAACUAAAGUGGUAUCAAUAUUAUUUAUUAGACAUUGCUGCAUUUGUUAUACUCAUCAUAUUUAUUGUUUUUUUUAUUGUAAAACGCAUCACAAUAUUCAUAUAUUCUUUGAUAGUUAAACCGAAAAAGAUUAAACGUUCAUAACAUUGUUGCAUCA